Messenger RNA from Vigna unguiculata (cowpea), 4283 nucleotides. RefSeq lists its product as uncharacterized. The record is from RefSeq and is a predicted model, not a curated record. Gene Ontology annotation, biological process: transposition. Lineage: Eukaryota; Viridiplantae; Streptophyta; Magnoliopsida; Fabales; Fabaceae.
AAAAGAGAUCCAAAAUUUGCUGAUGUAACAGGGCGCAUUCCUUGUCCAUGUGGAAAAUGUAGGAAUCGUUAUUGGGAUAUAUCAUUUAAUGUGGAAAAGCACUUGUAUCACCAUGGAUUUAUGGAUGGGUACACAAAUUGGACCCUUCAUGGUGAAGAAAGGUGGACAGAUGGUGCGUCUGUGGUCCAAGACCGUGUUGAAGGAAGUACAAAUCCAUAUCAUGAUGUGGUUAUGAAUGCUUUUCAUGCUAGAUCAAAUCCAGAAGUACAAGAGGUGGAAGAGGAUCCAAAUCCAUCAGCUAAGAAGUUUUUUAACCUAUUAAAGAGUGCUGAUGAACCUUUAUGGGAUGGUUGUAAGAAGCAUACAAGAUUGUCAGCGGUAACACAACUCCUAAACUUGAAGUCAGAGUUUAACAUGAGUGUUAGUUGUUAUGAUCGAAUGAUUGCUAUAAUCAAAAGCAUGCUUCCAGAGUCAGAAAGGUUGCCUGAAAAUUUGUACAGAUCAAAGAGAAUGGUGAGUGAAUUGGGAUUAGGAUAUGAGAAGAUAGAUGCAUGUCCUAAUCAUUGUAUGCUAUAUUACAAAGAAAAAAGUGACAAGAAUGUUUGUUUGGUGUGUAAAGAACCACGAUUUAAACCCAAGACAACAAUAAAAAACAAGGAUGUGCCUUACUCAGUGUUAAGAUAUUUCCCCAUUAUUCCAAGACUUCAACGCCUCUUUAUGUCUGUUAAUACUUCAAAAUAUAUGCGAUGGCAUGCAGAUGGAGUACGCCAACAGGAAUUAAUGAUGACACAUCCAGCUGAUGCAGAGGCUUGGAAAAAAUUUAAUGCAACUUAUCCUAAGUUUGCUUUUGAUCCACGAAAUGUCAGGCUUGGACUUUGCACGGAUGGUUUUAAUCCAUUUAGUAAUUCAAGUAGCCCAUACUCAUGUUGGCCGGUGUUUUUAACACCUUACAAUCUUCCUCCAAGCAUGUGUAUGAAAAGGGAAUACAUAUUUCUUACUCUUAUGAUUCCUGGACCCAGAUCACCUGGUAAAAGUUUAGAUGUUUAUCUCCAACCUCUAAUCGAUGAGUUAAAGAUCUUAUGGGAUAUUGGGAUUAAUACUUUUGAUGCAUGGAAAAAACAGAAUUUCAUUAUGAAAGCAGCAUUAAUGUGGACAAUAAGUGAUUUUCCAGCUUAUGGAAUGUUGUCUGGAUGGAGUACUCAUGGAAAAUUUGCUUGUCCCUAUUGUAUGGGGGAUAUUAAUUCAUUUACUUUGAAGAGUGGUGGUAAACCUUGUUGGUUUGAUUGUCAUCGUCGAUUUUUACCUAUCAAUCAUUCAUUUCGUCGUGAUCAAUGCUCUUUUAAGAAGUCAGUAGUUGAGAACUCUUUACCACCACAAGAAUAUAGUGGCAUAGAUGUAAUAAAUCAAGUAAAUCAACUUCAAAAAGUUACGUUUGGCUUGAAAUCAAGCAAGCAAAAGCAACCUAAUUUUGGUAAAACCCAUAAUUGGGUUAAGAAGAGCAUAUUUUGGGAAUUGCCUUAUUGGUCUACUAAUAUGGUUCGUCACAAUUUAGAUGUCAUGCAUGUUGAAAAAAAUGUUUUUGACAACAUUUUCAACACUGUGAUGGACAUAAAGGCCAAGACAAAAGAUACUGCAAAUGCAAGACAAGAUUUGAGGUUGAUAUGUAAACGUCCCAAGUUAGAGUUGGUGUUGGAGAAUGAGAAGUAUAAAAAACCAAAGGCAACAUAUGUCUUGAAUUCUGACCAGAGAAAAAUGGUGUGUGAAUGGAUAAAACAACUAAAGUUUCCAGAUGGCUAUGCGUCUAACAUUUCACGUUGCAUUAAUGUAGAUGAGGGAAAAAUAUAUGGGAUGAAAAGUCAUGAUUGUCAUGUUUUUAUGCAAAGACUUAUUCCUUUAGCAUUUCGUGAUAUGUUGCCAAAGCCUAUAUGGGGUGUUUUAACAGAGGUCAGCUUGUUUUUUAAAGAGAUUUGUGCAAAUGCAGUGCAUGCUUCUGUGAUGGAGCACGCUAAGAUUUCUAUCAUCGAAACAAUUUGUAAGCUUGAAAAGAUUUUCCCACCAGCAUUCUUUGAUUCAAUGGAACAUUUGGUUAUACAUCUCCCAUAUGAAGUUAAGGUUGGAGGACCUGUGCAAUAUAGAUGGAUGUAUCCAUUUGAGAGAUGCAUGUUAUAUUUGAAAAGAAAGGUUCGAAAUAAAGCAAAGGUUGAAGGGUCCAUUUGUGAAGCAUAUGUUUUAGAAGAAAUUUCUAAUUUUGCUUCUAUGUAUUUUAAUCCAUCCAUUCAAACAAGGCGUACUCAAGUUUCUCGUAACGAUGAUGGUGGUGAAGAUAAAAAUACAGAGAAGUUAUCUAUUUUUAGACACCCAUGUCGUCCUAUUGGUAAAGGCCAUAAUAGAUUAUUAACAGAGGAGGAACUCCAUAUUGCUGAGACAUAUGUCAUUGUAAAUUGCAAAGAAGUAGGACCAUAUCUACAGAAAUUUGAGGAUUCAUUAAAGGAAGCAAAUCCUAAUAUCUCUGACGAUGAAAUAUUGAUGUCUCGAGAUAAAGAUUUCAAUAGGUGGUUGAAGCACAAAGUGCUUACUGGUCAAGUUGAGGAUCGAUUGAUUCGAGAGAUAAGUUACGGCCCGAUUAAGAUUGUAACUUCCUAUAAUGGUAUAAUAGUAAAUGGAUAUAGAUUUCAUACUAAGGAAUACGGAGCUAAUAAAUCUACCAUGAACUAUGGGAUAUGUGUUAGAGGAAAUAUAUACGGUGAAAAUGAUUUGGACUAUUAUGGAAUUGUUGAAGAAAUAUUAGAAUUGUCAUAUCUUGGAUAUCAAAACAAAAUAAUUAUCCUACGGUGUCAUUGGUUUGAUCCUUUUCAUGGUGUUAAAGUUGAUAAAUAUGGGUUGGUUGAUAUCAAGCAUAAAUCAAAGCUUCAGUCAAAUGAGCCAUUUGUAUUAGCUGGACAAGCUCAACAAGUGUACUAUACAAGGUAUCCACAUAAUAAGGGUAGAAAUAGUGCUAAUUGGUGGACAACUUGCAAGGUUAGACCAAAAUUAUUUAUGGUUGAGACAUUAAAAAAUGAUGAGGAUUUUUCAAAUGAGAAAGUUGUUAAUGAUUAUUUUCAAGAUGAUGGAUCAAUGGGAAUGACAAAUAUUGUUUUGGAUGACGAGGAAAUACAAUUGUUUGAUGAUAAUGCCCCAAUGGAAGAGGUAAACAUGGAUGAUGUUCAUUAUCCGAUACACAAUGUGCAUAAUGAUCAAUUUUUCAAUGACAAUGAUGAGCUUCUGGAUGAAGAUAUAGAGUUAAAUGAUUUAGACGAGGAGUUGGAUGAUUCAAAUAAUGAUUUAGAUAACUCAGAUGAUGAGUGGCUAUGAAUGAAUCUACGGACAAUUGCAUGUGAAACAUUGUUGUGGAUUCUUGUCGCUCAACUUUCCUAGUUUUGUCUCAUUAACUUCCUUCUUACUGGUUGGAUCAUUAAUCUUCGAGCUAUUUUACAUUUACUUUGAUUUUCUGUACAAGUUGGAGUAAUUAACCUUAUACUGUUUGGACAACACUUGAAAAAAAUGGAAGAAGAAUACAAACGCCCAAUUUCUUAUGGUGAAUUAUACAACAAAGUUCACAAACGAAAAGAUGGUCAAUAUGUGUCCAACAAAACAAAAAGCUUCAUUGAAUCAUAUGAAAAUGCUAUGACUGAAAAAUAUGGGGAAGACACGUCAAAGCAUCCUAUAGUUGACUCUGGUGUUUGGAUAAAAACAGGUGGUGAAAAUAGGAAAGGUAGAAUCUAUGGAAUUGGUCACAGUUUGGAUCUUGGCAUUGGCCCACAUGUUUCAUCCUCAACAGUUGAAGGUCCCUCCUCCCAAAAUCUAAAUCCAACAACUGAAGAAAUCACUACACUGACUACACAAAUAUCUAAUUUGCAAGAGCAGGUGAAAACACAGUUGCAAGCACAGACUGAUAUGCAAGCAUUAAUGCAAGCACAAAUGAAGGCACAAGCAGAAAUGCAAGCAGCUAUGCAACAACAGAUGCAAGAGCAAAUGCUAUCUUUUAAGAGAGAAUUAUUGUCUGCUUUGAAGAAACAAGAAUGAAGACAUGUCUUAAAGAAUCUAAAACUUUGUUUGUGUUUUAAUUGUGUUGAUGCAUUACUUUUUGUUGAUACCCUCCAAUGCUUUUGUGUCCUAAAACUAUUAUACAUUGGUGGAAACUUUUAUGUUGUUUUGUACUGUUGGAUGGAUAUACUUUGAUCAUUGUAGGAUUGAUUAUCUAUCCUUUUUAAAUAGGUAUUGCAAAUAUUGGAGGUAUUUAGACA